GUCACUUUUUUUUGUUAGAGCGUUUUCAAUAUUGGGAGGCAAGUCAGCGCAUGUUUUUUUUCCUUUAGUAGCAAAACGUUGCAGCAGUUGUUUGGGUGUCAUUUUAAAGAAUUGUACAGUAAAACUGGUGAAAUUAUUUUAUUUUAACAAUGGGCAAAAAAAAUGAUAUUUCCCCCCAAAAAUAUUCUGCUGUAAAAACUUUGUUGGGUGAAAAGGUUUACACACAAACUCAAAUAGCUUUAAAAGUUGGUGUAAGUCAGAAAACAGUAAGCAGAAUAAAAAAAUGUGUUGAUAAUCAAGAGCCAUAUGAGCACCACAGAAUAGGGAAUUGUGGUCGUAAAAGAAAAAUAACCCCAAGGACACAAAGAAAUCUGGUUAAAAUGGCACUUAAUAACAGAAGAGCCACAUCUAAGGUGUUGUGUCAACAACUUAAUGAAGCAGGAGUAUAUGUUUCUCCAGUUACUGUUCGGAGAAGGCUUUUUGAAAGUGGUUUGAAAAGUCGUCGUCCACGAAAAAAACAAAAGGUUACACCAGCGAUGGCUAAAAAGAGGCUAGAAUGGGCUAAAAUUCAUGAAAACAUGUCUAUCUAUGACUGGAGUAAGGUAAAAUGUAUGCAAAAAUUGUAUUCAAAGUCAUUUUGAGAGUUUUCACUUAACAUUUGAUAUCAAAAUUUAUUUUAAAUAUGAAGAUGAGUUCUAAAAAGAUUUAGGCAAUUUUUUUUUCUAAAGAAUCUUUCAAAUUUUAUCUGUAAUUUUUUGCAAAGUGUUUCUGUGUACUCAUUUGUAUAUUUAUUAUAUCCAGGUAUGUUUUAGCAAUGAAUCCAUCUUUUUGGUGGUGGAAGAACAGAGCCAAUAUGUUCGAAGAAGACCAGGAGAAGAGUUCAAGGCAGAGUGUGUUAGCCAGAGUGUCAAGCAUCCAACGUCUGUUAUGGUGUGGAGUGUCAUGUCAAUACACGAACCGGGAAUGUUGUACAUCGUAGAAAGCACCAUGAAUCAUGUACAAUAUAUUAAAGUGCUACAAAAUAGGUUAAUGCCCCAAA
Messenger RNA from Hydra vulgaris (swiftwater hydra), 1039 nucleotides. Lineage: Eukaryota; Metazoa; Cnidaria; Hydrozoa; Anthoathecata; Hydridae. The record is from RefSeq and is a predicted model, not a curated record.